Molecule: messenger RNA, 1296 nt
Organism: Medicago truncatula (barrel medic)
Lineage: Eukaryota; Viridiplantae; Streptophyta; Magnoliopsida; Fabales; Fabaceae
Product: putative nuclease HARBI1
Exons: 3
Coding region: 100-1143 (347 amino acids)
Source: RefSeq, a predicted model, not a curated record
CGUCUUAUAGUUUGUUACUAUAGGAUUAAAAUCCAUUCUCAAAGUAGGAUAGUUGAUCGUAGUUUGACUCUUGAGAAGGAUAGAGUACGCAAUAAGAUAAUGAAUAUAGUUGCUACUAGUGAAGGUCGGAAGAUAAUAAGAAUGAGUCCUAAGGCGUUUUUGGAUUUAUGCUCUAUAUUACAACAAGAGGGUGGUCUUCUACCAACACAAAGGGUAACCGUAGAGGAACAAGUUGCUAAAACUCUUUACCUUCUAACACACAAUGUUAGAAAUAGAGAGAUUCAAUUCUGGUUCCGACGCUCUGGCGAAACUACUAGUCGUCAUUUUCAUCGGGUGCUCCGAUCAAUAAUUGAGAUAGGGCGUACCUAUCUCAAACAACCAGAUGGAUCACGCAUUCCGGUAGAAAUUCUUGGAAAUCAUCGAUUUUACCCCUACUUUAAGGAUUGCGUUGGAGCAAUUGAUUGUACACAUGUUCGUGUAAAAGUACCAUUGGCUGAAGCUUCAAGGUAUCGUGGUAGGAAAAGUUUUCCUACACAAAAUGUGUUGGUCGCAUGUUCUUUUGAUCUUAAGUUCACUUAUGUUUUGCCUGGAUGGGAGGGUACUGCUUCUGAUUCUAGGAUAUUAAAACAUGCACUACAGAGAAGAAAUGGUCUCAAAAUACCUAGAGGUAAGUUUUAUAUUCUUGAUGCUGGAUUCAUGUUGAGAAAGGGGCUAAUUACACCGUUUAGAUCAACACGUUAUCAUUUGAAAGAAUUCUCAGCCAUAAAUCCCCCUAGAACAGCUCAAGAGUUAUUCAACCUUCGACAUUCAUCGUUGCGUAAUGUUGUUGAAAGGGCUUUUGGGAUUGUGAAGAAAAGAUUUCCUAUCAUUUCAAGUGGCGCUGAAGCAACUUAUGGAAUCGAUACUCAAAAUUAUAUUAUCCUUGCAUGUUGCAUUUUGCAUAAUUUCUUGAUGGGGGUAGAUCCUGAUGAAGACUUGAUUGCUGAGGUAGACGAAGAAAUCGCCAAUCAAAGUGCAUCUCAAACUGGUCAUGGCCAUAUAGAAGUAGAUGAGGAUGAAGAACAUUCGCAUUUAGGUCAAAAUUUUAGAAAUUCUAUACUUGGUGCCAUGUGGACCAAUUACCUAUCAUAUCAUAGUAGAUGAUAAUGAAUUACUUAGCUAUUAUUCAGUGUGUAUGUUUCCAAAUAGCUAUUGCCAAAAAUAUUGGAAACUUGUUUGUUCAAAAUAUUCUAUAAUUUGUAGCUUUAAGUGGAAGAAUGUGUGUUGUUAUUGUUUCUAAAUAUUGGAAACUUGUUU